UCUGAGAGAGGUAGUUAAAUAGGUUGAAGGAAAACGCGCGAUGGAUUCGAACAUGGAGGAAGACAACGACGACUCUCAAACCCUAGAAAGACAACAUCGAAGCAGUUUCAAGAGAAAACACUUCCAUAACAACAACAAUAACAACAGCGAUGACGAUCCAAACUUCGAUUACGACGCUUCUGCUGCUGCUGCUACUGCACAAGGAUUGGAAGAAGACGAACAUUGCGAUUCCGCCGAGGAGGCUUGGAAGACACUUAACAAGAGCUUUCGUCAAGUACAGUCCAUUUUGGAUCAUAACCGAGUUUUGAUUCAACUUGUCAACGAGAAUCAUCAGUCGCAGUUACCUCACAAACUCGUCAACAACGUUGCCCUAAUUCGCGAGAUCAAUGCAAAUAUAGGUAAAGUCGCUUCUCUUUAUUCCGAUCUAUCCAUCAAUUUCUCCAACUUAAUUCAUCAGCACAAAGCUUUAACCACCACCAACAAGGAUCAAGUUAAUAUGAACACUUGAGAGACAACAAUUUCUCCGAUUCAUCUUUAUUUUAUGAACACUUUGAUUUGAUUUGAUAUGAUCUGAUGAGAAAGCUGAAUGAAUGAAAUUAGAUUAUUUACAGCAAGUUAACAUUAUA
Molecule: messenger RNA, 626 nt
Organism: Impatiens glandulifera
Lineage: Eukaryota; Viridiplantae; Streptophyta; Magnoliopsida; Ericales; Balsaminaceae
Product: protein ELF4-LIKE 1-like
Exons: 1
Coding region: 41-508 (155 amino acids)
Biological process (GO): positive regulation of circadian rhythm; entrainment of circadian clock
Source: RefSeq, a predicted model, not a curated record